This is a messenger RNA of Microthlaspi erraticum, 837 nucleotides long. Lineage: Eukaryota; Viridiplantae; Streptophyta; Magnoliopsida; Brassicales; Brassicaceae. The record is from the annotation of a GenBank genome assembly.
AUGGUGAUGAGAAAGCUAGAGCUACCAUUGAGCCAGACGCAGAAGGUCAGGUUCCAGACAGCUAUAGAGCGGCUACAGUCUCCGGCAGAGGGACACGGAACUUCUGAGGUCGACGAUGAGUUGCUAGCUACUGUCUGUGGAGUUGUGGUGCGCGUCGACAAGCUCGUCUAUGUACGCACCUUGCGAGCCAGGUACAAGCCUCAAGUUGGGGAUAUUGUGGUAGGCCGUGUCAUUGAGGUUGCUCAAACACGCUGGAGAGUGGAUCUCAACUUUACUCAAGAUUCUUUCAUAAAUAUGCAUGAUGAUAAUGUUCAGAAACGAAGAACCUCUGUGGAUGAACUCAAUAUGCGGAAUAUAUUUGCAGAAGAUGAUGUCGUUUGUGCCGAAGUAGGCGAGUUUCAUAAGGAUGGAAGCUUGAUUCUACGAGUUAGAAGUCAGAAGCAUGGCAAGCUCGACAAGGGACAACUUCUGAAGGUUGAUCCUUACUUGGUUAAGAGAAUCAAACCUCAGUUUCAUUACAUUGAAAGUCUUGGGAUAGAUUUGAUUCUCGGCUGCAAUGGCUUCAUUUGGGUCGGGGAACACGGCCACGUCAGAGAUCCUAUGACCAAGAACACAAGAAAAGAACAAAGCCAUACUCCACUCGAGACUCGACAAACCAUAUGCAGGAUCGGGAAUGCCAUACAAGUCUUGUCUAACCUAGGCUUCACCAUGACUCUAGAAGUGAUCAUGGAAACUUUUAAGUUAAGCAACACGAGAAAUAUCGAUAUACACGACAUGCUUGGAUCAGAGUUUCACGUUUUGGUCACAGAGAACGAAGCUGAAAGAAGACAUGGAUAG